Messenger RNA from Odobenus rosmarus divergens (Pacific walrus), 4848 nucleotides. RefSeq names its product SOGA family member 2 (gene MTCL1). The coding region runs from base 79 to 4848 and encodes 1589 amino acids. Gene Ontology annotation, cellular component: apicolateral plasma membrane; microtubule bundle; spindle pole. Gene Ontology annotation, biological process: regulation of autophagy; microtubule bundle formation; establishment or maintenance of epithelial cell apical/basal polarity. The transcript is spliced from 16 exons. Gene Ontology annotation, molecular function: microtubule binding. NCBI's taxonomy places the organism in Eukaryota, Metazoa, Chordata, Mammalia, Carnivora, Odobenidae. The record is from RefSeq and is a predicted model, not a curated record.
GAGCUGCUGCGGGAGAUCGAGGAGCUGCGCUCGGAGAACGACUAUCUCAAGGAUGAACUGGAUGAACUCCGCGCUGAAAUGGAGGAGAUGAGAGACAGUUACUUAGAGGAAGAUGUUUACCAGCUGCAGGAGCUUCGGCGAGAGCUGGACCGCGCUCAUAAAAACUGCCGAAUCCUGCAGUACCGCCUCAGGAAAGCCGAGCAGAAGAGCCUGAAAGUGGCUGAGACUGGUCAGGUAGAUGGCGAGCUCAUCCGGAGUCUGGAACAGGACUUAAAGGUAGCCAAAGAUGUGUCUGUCAGAUUGCAUCAUGAACUUGAAACUGUGGAGGAAAAGCGUGCUAAAGCUGAGGAUGAAAACGAAAGUCUCCGACAGCAGAUGAUUGAAGUGGAAAUAUCCAAACAAGCCCUCCAGAAUGAGCUGGAGAGACUGAAAGAGAGUUCCCUGAAAAGAAGAGGCAGCCGGGAAAUGUACAAAGAAAAGAAAACCCUUAACCAGGAUGACAGUGCUGAUUUGAAGUGUCAGCUUCAGUUUGCCAAAGAGGAAGGCUCCCUGAUGCGUAAGAAGAUGGCCAAGCUGGGGAGGGAGAAGGACGAGCUGGAACAGGAGCUCCAGAAGUACAAGGCCCUAUACGGAGACGUGGACAGCCCUCUCCCCACGGGGGAAGCAGGCGGGCCGCCCAGCACCAGGGAGGCCGAGCUGAAGCUGCGGUUGAAGUUGGUGGAGGAAGAGGCCAACAUCUUGGGCCGGAAGAUCGUGGAGCUGGAGGUGGAGAACCGAGGCCUCAAAGCGGAGAUGGAGGACCUGCGGGUCCAGUAUGAGCGAGAGGGUACAGGCCGGGACCACAUGGCAAGCAUUCCUACCUCACCCUUUGGUGACUCCCUGGAGUCCUCGACGGAGCUCCGCCGGCACCUGCAGUUCGUGGAGGAGGAAGCGGAGCUGCUCCGGAGGUCCAUAUCCGAGAUCGAAGACCACAACCGGCAGCUGACGCAUGAGCUGAGCAAGUUCAAAUUUGAACCCCGGCCGGAGCCAGGGUGGCUGGCGGAGGGCACGGGCAAGGGUGCGGCCAGCGGGGCCCCUCUGCAGGAGGAGCUCAAGUCGGCGCGGCUGCAGAUCAACGAGCUGAGUGGGAAGGUGCUGAAGCUGCAGUAUGAGAACCGGGUGCUGCUGUCCAACGUGCAGCGCUAUGACCUGGCCGCCCACCUGGGCCUGCGCGCCCCGAGCCCCCGGGACAGCGAUGCGGACAGCGACCAGGGCAAGAAGGAGAGCGACGGGGAGGAAGGCCGCCAGCCCCAGCCCAAGCGGGAGGGCCCUAUUGGCGGUGAGAGCGACUCAGAGGAGAUGUUCGAGAAGACGUCGGGCUUUGGCAGCGGAAAGCCGUCGGAGGCAAGCGAGCCAUGUCCGGCCGAGCUCCUGCAGGUCAGGGAGGACACCGAGUGCCUGGCAAGCAUAAAGCACGAGGCUGAGCGGCUCGAGCGGACCGUGGAGCGCCUCAUCACGGACACCGCUGGCUUCGGCGACAACAUGGGGCUGCGGGGCAGUGGCGAGGCCUCACUGGGGCCUGACGCCCAGGGGGCAGGGGAGACGGACGAGACAGGCAAGAAGGAGCCCCCACUGCUGGGGACCAUCAACUCGAGGAUGAAGGCUUUUAGGAAGGAGCUGCAGGCCUUCCUGGAGCAGGUGAACAGGCUCGGGGAUGGCCUGAGGGAGCGCCUGGAAGACCUGUCCCCCUUGCCCCACCUCACAGAAUCUUCCAGCUUUCUCUCCACUGUGACCUCCGUGUCCCGGGACUCCCCGGUCGGGACCCUGGGGAAGGAGCUGGUCCCAGACCUGCAGUCCAAACUGAGAGGUCAGCCGGAGUGGCAGCCGGGGCAGGAGCACGGGGAUGAGCCAGAGCCGCUGCACCGCCGAGCCGACGGGGACGCUGGGAGCUGCCGGCUGGGAGGCCAGAGCUGCUUCAGUCUCGAGCUCUCAGGGCCCCCUGUUUUACCUGAACAGAGUGUACCGCUAGAGGAGCUGCAGGGUCAGCUUGCACAGGCGACCAGACUGCAUCAAGAGGAGACAGAGAAAUUUACAAACACGAUUCGGAAGAUGGAGGAGGAGCACCUCUAUGCCUUGAGAUGGAAAGAACUAGAAAUGCACAGCCUGGCUUUGCAGAACACCCUCCAUGAGCGAACCUGGAGCGACGAGAGGAAUCUGAUGCAGCAGGAGCUCCGGUCCUUGAAGCAGAACAUUUUCCUUUUCUACGUCAAACUCAGGUGGCUGCUAAAGCACUGGCGGCAGGGGAAGCCGAUGGAGGAGGAAGGCGAGGAUUUCACUGAGAGGGAGCAUCCAGAGACCCUCCCCAGGCUGGGUGAGCUUGGAGUUCAGGGGGACCCGAAGGGGGACGGCCCAGACCGAGAUGACAAUGGUCCAGGCUGUGGCUUUUCAAUGGGAGAGCAUUCUCCACACUCCCCUGUGCAGAUUGGUGACCACGGAUCGAGGCUGCAGCCUGUGCACGGGGGACAGCUCCACAAGCAGGUGGUGGAAAACCAGCAGCUGUUUGGGGCACUCAAGAGCCUGCUGGAGGACCUGCGCGCCGAGCUGCGGGAGGACGAGCAUGCGCGGCGGCAGCUGCAGCAGCAGUAUGCCAGUGACAAGGCUGCCUGGGACGUGGAGUGGGCCGCGCUCAAGUGCCGCCUGGAACAGCUGGAAGAGAAGACUGAGAAGAACUUGGGAGAAGUAGGCGCUUCCACUGACAGCAAAGGAGCAUUCAAGAAGGAGAGGGAGACGCACCAGAAGCUCCUCGCCGACAGUCACGGCCUGGUCAUGGACCUGCGCUGGCAGAUCCAUCACAGCGAGAAGAACUGGAACCGGGAGAAGGUGGAAAUUCUCGACCGGCUGGACAGAGACCGGCAGGAGUGGGAACAGCAGAAGAAGGAGCUCUUGUGCAGAAUAGAGCAGUUGCAGAAAGAAAACAGUCCCCGGAGAAGUGGCAGUUUCCCCUGUGAUCAAAAGGAAGGCAACAUCCGCCCCUUUGCCCACCCGGGAAGCCCCCGAAUGCCCCGUCCCUUGGAGAUGUGGCCCUGUGCAGACACCGACUCCACCCCGUUUGAAGACCGGCCGCUGUCCAAGCUGAAGGAAUCGGACAGGUGUUCAGCACGGGAAAACCUCUACUUGGACGCCUUGUCUCUAGAUGAUGAACCAGAGGACCCUCCAGCCCGAGGGCCCCAGCGGGAGUUCAGGAACUGCCUCCCCCAGGAAGAAGAAAAUCACAAGGGAAAUCUUCAAAGGGCUGUGUCUGUGUCCUCCAUGUCUGAGUUCCAGCGUCUGAUGGACGUCUCUCCCUUCCUGCCGGAGAAGGGCCUGCCGGCUGCCAGCAACAAGGAGGACGUCACCCCGCCCCUGUCUCCAGACGACCUGAAGUACAUUGAGGAGUUCAACAGCAAGAGCUGGGACGAGAGGCCCUCAGAGCCCUGGGCAGACAGGACCGAGGGAGGGCUGGCAGGGGAUGAGGCCAGUGCCGAGCCUUUCCCCGACUCUUCCUGGUACCUCACCACGAGUGUCACCAUGACCACGGACACUGUGACCAGCCCAGAGCACUGCCAGAAGCAGCCCCUACGGAGCCACGUGUGCACCGAGCAGGCCGGGGUGCGGCUGCUGCACAGCCCGCCCGCCGUCCGCAGGCUGGACAGCAUUGUGGUGGCAGGGGGUGAGGGCAAGGGCCGGUCAGAGCCCGAGUGCCAGUUUCCCACAAGCAGAGCCAGGGUGGGCGCUGGAGACACAAAGGGGGUUCCCUCAGAACAUGUGCUUAGCAGGUGGCCUUGUGCCCCCUCCAGACACCCCCGAGACUAUGUGGAGGGAGGGCUGCGCCCCCUCGAAAGUGCCCUCUGCACCCCCCUGGGGUUUGCCUCCCCACUACACAGCCUGCAGAUGGCCAAGAACAUGAGUGAUGACAUGAAGGAGGUGGCCUUCUCUGUCAGGAAUGCCAUAUGCUCUGGUCCCGCCAAGCCUCCACUCAAGGACAUGGCCUGCCAGACCAAUGGGUCCCGGACAACGGGGACACAGACCGUUCAGACCAUCAACAUUGGCCUGCAGACCGAAGCCCUGCGUGGCAGCGCCGUCACCAGCAGCCCCCACAAGUGUCUCACGCCAAAGGCAGGGGGUGGUGCCACGCCCGCGUCAUCUCCUUCCCGCGGCCUUAGGAGCAGGCAGGUGGCCCCCGCCAUCGAGAAGGUGCAGGCCAAGUUUGAGCGCACAUGCUGCUCCCCCAAGUAUGGGUCUCCCAAGCUGCAGAGGAAGCCCCUCCCCAAAGUCGAGCAGCCAAAUAGCAGGACCUCCCUGGGGCUGGCCCCAAAGGGGUGCAGCGAGUCGGCCUGGGCCCGCUCCACCACUACACGAGAGAGCCCCGUGCACACCGCCAUCAACGAUGGCCUCUCCAGCCUCUUCAACAUCAUCGACCACAGCCCCGUGGUACAGGACCCCUUCCAGAAGGGAACGCGGGCUGGGAGUCGGUCUCGCUCAGCAGAACCUCGGCCGGAUCUGGGCCCAGGCCAGGAAACCAGCCCCAGUUCCCGGGGACGGUCCCCCAGCCCCAUCGGGGCUGGCUCAGAGACGUGGAGGGAGGAAGGGGGAGAAGGCACGCCCUUGAGGCAGGACUUAUCUGCUCCCCCUGGUUACACGCUCACUGAGAAUGUAGCCCGGAUCCUCAACAAGAAGCUGUUGGAGCAUGCCUUAAAGGAGGAGAGGAGGCAGGCCCCCCACGGGCCCCCAAGUCUUAACAGUGACAGCCACAUGGGAGAAACAGUCAAAGCUGAACCAGGGUCCAUCGAGAACCAAACUGUCUUACUAACUGCCCCAUGGGGACUCUAG